AGAUUUUGACGUUGCGCAUGCUUACUAGCGGUGACUGUUUCUUUGUUUUCAACCAGUCGGUGACUGUUUCUUUGUAUUCAACCAGUCGGUGAUACUUCCUUACCUUGAUGCGAUGAUAUUUCUAUAGCACAAAUACAUGUACCAACCCCGAUGGGCUGGAGCCGCGGCUCGAAGUGUCCAUGAUAUGUUGACCCAGCUCCGGAGCUAACAGCCGACAGCCACAGUUCACACGAUGGCAGAAAAGAAAAGCCUUCGUGUGCAGCUGCCGGGCGAUAUGGCGGACGGGAGAGCUGCGGGCCGGGAGGGCGAGACGCCCACCCUCGUUCCUGUCCUGGCGGUGGGCAUGACGUGUGUGCCCGGCGGCGUGUGCCUCAUGGCCAAGGACGCCGUGGCCUACCCCGUGGGCAGGUGCCUGGCCAUGUACAGCCCCACGCAGCUGCCGCUGGUGCGCAUGAGCGAGCCGCUGCGCUCGGUGCGCGGCAUCACGGCGCUGGCGGUCAGCCCCAACAAGAAGUACCUGGCGGCGGCGGAGAACAUGGCGGACGGGUACAUGCCGCAGAUCACGCUGUUUGACGGCUCCACGCUGGAGCGGCUGGCCACAGUCACCGGCCCGCACGUCACCUCCUCAUACACCUCCGUGUCCUUCUCAAGCAACGGCUCCAUGCUGCUGGCUGUGGGGGCGGACGAGGCGCACGGCACCAGCACCUUCCACCUGUGGGAGUGGGGCGCCAGCCCGCAACCCAAGUGCAGCGGCACCAUUGAAACAGGCGGCGAGGAAGCGGCGGGGGGCGGCGGAGGAGGAGGAGGCGGAGGGGGAGGCGGAGGGGGCUCGGGUGGCAGCGGCGGCCGGCCGGGCCCUGUGCUGCGUGCGGCUCUGGACCCGCGGUUUGACAGCAACGUGCUGGUGCUGUGUGCGCGGGACGUGGGGCUGUGGCGCCAGUCGCCCAACGGCUUCAGGCGGCAUGCGGUGGAGGGCGUGGACCUGCCGCCCGGCGCCUCUUUCGUGGACCUGUCCACACUGCCCGACGGCCGCUUCCUGCUGGCCACCUCCACACGCCAGGUGCUAGUGGUGGACCGCGCCAGUGCGCACGUGGCUCUGACCAGCGACCGGCCCAUACUGACGGUGCUGGGGCUGCCGGACGGCUGCGUGGCGGUUGGCACGGAGCGCGGCUUCCUGCAGCUGUUCAGGAGGAGGGCCAAGGACGACCACGACCACUACGCCAUCUACUCGGAGACGCGUGUGCCCGAGUCCGCCCAGUCGGUGUCGCUGGACGCGCACAUCCGGGCCAUGUGCGCCGACGCAGCCGGCGACACGCUGCUGUGCACCACUGCCGGCGGCGGCCCCACCUACCAGUUCAACCUGGCGUAUGCGCGGACUCUGGCGCUGACGCCCGAGGCCAGCUCCGACCUGUGGGAGAUGCUGCUGCCGGGCGCGCACGAGCAGUCCAUCGUGUCGGCCAGCCUGGCCUACAAGCGCGACUUCCUGGCCACCGCCUCCAAGGACCUCACCGUGCGCGUGUGGCAGACCUCGCCGCUGCGGCUGGUGCUCACGCACAUGUGCCACCACUCGCCGCUGGCGCUGUCCAUAGACCCCUACGGAAGGGAGCUGGUGGUGGCGUUCGUGGACUGCGUGCGCUGCUACAGCAUUGUGGAGGGGCUGCUGGUGGACGGCGACGAGCUGAGGCACGAGUUCGGACCCGCCAACCCGGGCGCCGCGGGAGCCACCACCACCACCGCACCGCAGCCCACCGCCGCGGCCCUGGCGGCAGCAGCGGCGGGCGCGGCGGGCGAGCGCGGCGGGCGGCGGGGCGCGGGGGCGGGGGCGGGGGUGCUGCCUGGCGAGCCGGCGGGUGUGCCGCUGGACCACUGCUCGCUGGUCAAGUACUCGCCCACGGGGGCGUUCAUUGCGGCUGCGGGCGGGCCGGGAGGCCGACACAUCUACGUCUUCAGCACCCUGACCAAGCGGCAGGUGGCGGUGCUGACGGGGCACUACGAGGCGGUGAUGGACCUGGUGUGGUCGGACGACGGCGCCUACCUGGGCAGCACGGGCGAGGGCGCGGUGUUCACGUGGGCGGUGGACGGCUUCGUGCGCGUGCAGGAGAACACCAGCAAGCUGUACCUCAACGACGCCAUCGCCUGCACGCCCGACUUCAAGACGCUGGUGGUGGGGGACACCACGCAGGGACUCCGCAUCAUGGAGACACUGCGCAAUAACGCCGCCAACAACUCGGCCGACGGCGACGGCGCAGGGGGCGGCGCCGGCGGCAAGCUGGCGAGCGCCUUCAACAAAGCCCUGGGCAGCAGGAGCGGGCGAGCCGCCUCCACAGCGGGCGCCGCCGCGGAGAGCGCGGCCGCCACGGAAAGCGGCGGCGCCAACGGCAGCACACCCGACACGCCCGUGUUCAAGGUGCCUGGGCGAGCUUCCACGGUACCCAUAGGGCCCAACCUGGACACCCACCACGCCGGAUCAAUCAUCAGCCAGAACCGCAGCAAGAUGCAGGCCGUGAGCCGCAUGACGGCCAUGGUGGGCGGCGGCCCGCCCGACUCCGCCGCCGCCUCCGCCGCCGCCGCCGCCAUGGUGGGCUGCGAGCUCAAGCUGCGCUCCAACUUCCAGACCAUCAUCCAGCCCGGCCGCGGCGGCCUGGCUGUGGUGCACUGCGCGCCCACGCUGAUGCCGGCCGGGCACGGCGCGGUGGCGGCGUACGGCGGCUAUGACGCGGUGGUGGGCGCGGGCGUGCUGGGGCGGGUGCGUGUGUGCCCGCUGCGGCCGCGCAGCAAUGACGACGUGGAGGAGUACUUCCUGCACGCCAGCGACGUCACGCAGGUUGUGGCGCACCGCGACGGGCGGCUGGUCAUCACCGCGGACGCCAGCGGCACCUGGAUGCUCAACAUCCUGCUGCCGCCCGGCCUCACCGCCGCCGCCGCCUCCACCGCCUCACACGCGGCCAUGCCGCCCAGCCCGGGCGCGCACGAGGCGCCUGGCUCGCCCACACGCGCCAUGUCGCUGGCAGGGGCGGGGGCGCUGCCGGGCCGCGUCAGCACGGCGGGCGGGAUGGCGGCGCUGGUGGCGGCUGGCGGCGUGCUGAUGCAUGCUGAUCGCACGACGCUGGCACACAAGCUGAUUCGUACGGUGCUGGCGGCGUCGGAGUUCAGCAGUUACGCCGCCACGUCGGCGGCGCGGGCGGCGGCGGCGGCGCACAGCAGUGCGGCGGCGGCGGAGAGCGGCGCGGCCAGUGCGCAGCUGAUCGUGAGCGUGCGGGCGGUGGAUGUGCAGCUACUCAAGGAGAACGUGCGCGAGCUCAAGGACCGGCUGGCCAAGUUCGCGACGGAGGCCGAGUACAAGAUGUACGAGCGCGAGCAGGUGGUGCGGCGCGAGCUGGAGGGCGAGGUGGGGCGGCUGCGGCAGGAGGUGGACGUGCUGCGGGCCGACCUGGCCUACACGCGGGCCACGGCGGCAGACGACGCAAACACCUCGGAGCGGACCCGGGAGAACAUGACCCGCGACUUCGAGCGCGCGCUGCGGGAGCAGCAGGACAUGUUCGAGAAGAAGCUGGCGGCGGAGAUCGCGCGCACGGACGCGGCGGAGCGCGAGAUGCAGCGGCUGCGCGCCAAGUUCGGGCGCAAGCUGUGGCAGCUGGACGAGGAGCACGGCGCGGCGCUGCGGGAGGCGGGCGAGACGCAGGCGGUGCUGCAGACCACCAUCGAGGCCACCAAGGCCGAGGCGCAGAAGAACAUCGCCGCCGGCCGCGCCCAGAUGGAGACGGAGCUGCGUGUGGAUGGCGAGCUGAACGAGGAGGAGCUGCAGCGCGCGGCGGACGCGGCGCAAAAGCAGAUUGAGGAGAAGGACGAGGCCUACCUCAAGCUGCUGGCCAAGCACACGCUGCAGAGCGGCCUGUCCGCCAAGACGGCGCAGGAGAACGAGCGCCUGCGCGCCGAGGCGGAGGCGCUGAGGAAGGAGAACACGCGCCUGGCGGAGCAGGUGAUGGCCCUGACGGAGGAGCUGGAGGCCAUGCAGGCGGCCUGGGCGGACCGCGACGCGCGGCAGCGGCAGCAGGACGCGGAGAUGAAGGACAUGGCCUUCCAGAUGCAGCAGGCGCAGCUCUUCACCAGCCUGGCCACCACCCGCAUCAAGGAGCUCAACAACGAGCUGGAGCCGGUGCGGGGGGCGCGCGACGAGGCACAGGCGCAGGUGGCGAGCAUGGAGGGCGUGGCGCAGCGGCAGCUGGAGCGGCAGGCCAAGGUGGUGUCGGACAACAGCAACCUGCAGAGCCGCCUGGACGCCGCCAAUGACGAGCUGAAGCAGGUCAAGGGCGAGAUGCUGGAGCGCGAGGCCUACUUCAAGAACUUCACCACGCAGCUGUUCCGCACGGUGCAGGACGUGCCGCACCACCAGUGGCCCACGCUGUUCGGCCGCAUGAUAGAGGACUACCACAAGGGCCGCGACAAGGCCUCCUGGGCUCGCUACCUGGAGGCGGACCACGGCGCGGCGGCGCACCCGCCCGGCAGCGCGGGCGCCGGCAUGGCCUCCGGCAGCGCCGGCCGCAACACGUCCGCAUCAGGGCUCAUGGGCAGCUCCGCCACCACCGCCGCCGAGUUCAACGAGAAGAUCAACGAGCUGCACGCGCAGCUGAUGCACACGGAGAAGAUGCUGAGCCUGGUGACGGAGACCAAGGACAAGGCCGACAAGGCGCGGCGGGCGGUGGUGUCCAAGCUCAUGGCAGACAACCUCAUGGUGGUGCAGGAGCUGAACGACACCAAGCGCGACCUCAAGCUGGCUCGCGAGCUGGCGGAGAAGCGCGCCAUCGAGCUGGCGGACCUGCGCAUGACCGUGGCGGUGGCGGGCGGCGUGGCGGGCACCGGCCUCGCGGGCGCAGGCCCCAGCGCCAUCGCCACCACACCGGGCGGCGGCGGCGGCGGCGGGCCGCUCAGCGGCGCCGUGUCGACGGCGGACGUGGGCGGGCUGCCGCAGGGGCCGGCGGGGCGAGCGAUGUCGCGCCUGCCGUCUCGCCUCGGCGACCCAAGCCGGCAGCAGACGACAGGACCCAACGGGAUGCAACAGCAGCAGUCUCCGCAGCCGCCGUCAGUCAGCCCGCGCGCCAGCGACGGCGCGGCCGGGGCGCAGGGCGGCAGCCCGGGGCCGCGCGGCGGCGGCGGCAGCAGUAGCAGCAACGGCGCGCCGGGGUCGUCGCCGCUCGGGCCCAACGGCCGCUCGCCGUCCAUACCCGAGCACGCGUCCGUGUCUCAGCCGCUGUCCUCCUCCUCCGCGGGGGGCCAGGUCGCUGCCCCCAUGGUGGUGACGGGCGACAUGCCGCAGGGCGGCUGGUGGCUGGGCGAGUGCUCGCCCUUCGAGCUGCCCUCCUCCAUGGACCACAUCGCCUCCAACAGCCUACGCCGCAGCCUCAACAGCUCCGCCGCAGCCGGCGGUGGCGACUCGGGGCUGCUGCAGGAGCGGCCCGGCACCAGCGUGCUCAUGAUGAGCAGCCGCCGGCCGGGCACGUCGGCGGGCGUGUCCGGCGGCGGCCGCCCAGGCUCCUACUCGGUGUCCAUGCCGCCGGGCAGCGCGCGCCCGUCCUUCACGCCGCCCACGCCGCACGGCUCGUUGCCUGGGCCGCGCCGCCCCGACACUUCUGGCAGCACUAGCCUGGUGGCGGCGGCGGUGUCGGGCGCGGCGCUGCAGGCGUACAACAAUCAACGCCAGCAGCAGCAGCAGCAGCAGCAGCAGCAGCAGCAGCAGCAGUCGGCGCAGCAGUCGCUUGAUGGGCAGGGGGACGCAGGCAUGGAUGGCGGCGGCGGGCCGGCGGCGCCGCAGUCCCCGUCACUGGCGAACGGCGGCAUGGGGCACGGCCCGCGCGCGUCAUCCGCCGGGCCGCCCAGUGGCAGUGCCACCAGCCGUAGCGGCAACUCGGUGCUGCGAAGCACCGUGGCCUUUGGCGCGCCGCCGCCACACGGACCGUUUGGCGGCGCGGGGCACAGCUCCGCCACGUCGCCGGGGGCGCCGGGGGCGCCGGUGGUGUUGUCUCCAGGCGGGGGCGGCGGCGCGGGGUACGCCGGCACCCACAACAUGCUGUCGGGGCAGGUGCGGCCCAGCACACCGAGCAAGGUCACAACGUUGGGGGCAGGCUUCCGGAGCUUCGUGCCCAUGGGGCAGGGGCAGCACGGCGGUGGCGGCAGCGGGGGUGGGCUGAGGGGCAACAGCCGGUAGUGUGACCUGUGUGAGUGUGUGACUCGGUGUUGAAGAGAGUGGGGAGCUUGUAGCCGCGGCAGCAGGUUGGGUCAUGCAGGAACCGGUGGGCUGCACUGUCAUUGAUGGGGGGAUGUGUCAUGAAUUGCUGUGCACCGAACGUACUGGCGGUUUUGCCUGGUAAAACAUGGACGUAUCACGGCGAUGGGUGACCUGGCCUAUGACAGUUACGGUAUCAUUUGGGUGGCGGCCUUUCACCAGGCGUGGCGCCCCUCGGCCAUCGGGCGGCUCCAAGGGCACCCCUGGGCGGCUCCGCAUCUUUGCAAAAGACGCUCGGAACUACUGAAUUCAUCGCGUACAUGUUCAUUGAUCAAGUGCUUCGCAUCACCUGUAGUUUUUGUGUGACUCCAAUUUGUGAUGGCAAAAAGCGACGUUAUAAUGGGUAGGGAUUGGCAGCAAACUGUGGGGCAUCACGCGCUGCGCACCAACCCUCAUCGCACUUGAGAUGUGCCGCGCAUGUCACUCACAGACCGCAAUGCUCCCCUUAAACGUAAUC
Messenger RNA from Chlamydomonas reinhardtii, 6737 nucleotides. RefSeq lists its product as uncharacterized. The transcript is spliced from 24 exons. The coding region runs from base 233 to 6202 and encodes 1989 amino acids. Gene Ontology annotation, molecular function: protein binding. NCBI's taxonomy places the organism in Eukaryota, Viridiplantae, Chlorophyta, Chlorophyceae, Chlamydomonadales, Chlamydomonadaceae. The record is from RefSeq and is a predicted model, not a curated record.